Molecule: messenger RNA, 486 nt
Organism: Colletotrichum chrysophilum
Lineage: Eukaryota; Fungi; Ascomycota; Sordariomycetes; Glomerellales; Glomerellaceae
Exons: 2
Coding region: 1-486 (161 amino acids)
Biological process (GO): proteolysis
Molecular function (GO): metallocarboxypeptidase activity; zinc ion binding
Source: RefSeq, a predicted model, not a curated record
AUGGAUAGUAGCGCCGGCAUCGAGGCAGGCGACACCCCGGAGAUGGAAGGACUGCACAAGCUUGUGGACACUUUGCGAGACGCAAGUGGGCUGAAACUCUACAUCGACUGGCACAGCUACAGCCAGUACUUUCUGACCCCCGUCGGCUACAACUGCACCUACUACAUUGAUACUCUUGGCCAGCACAUCAAGCUUGCUCAGCUAGCCUCGGAUGCCAUUCGGGAGGUUGAGGGUGUCACCUUCACGUAUGGCCCAAGUUGCGCGACUCUGUAUCCUACGACUGGAGCAAGCUUCGACUAUGCUUACGCCGUUGGCAAAGCUCAAUGGUCAUACUUGAUCGAGUUGCGGGACACUGGCGAUUUCGGGUUCGUAUUGCCGCCAGAGCAGAUUCUUGGUAGUGUGAAGGAGCAGUGGGAGGGCAUGAAAGUCAUGUUGAGUGUCCUUGAUGAGGUCUUCUUCGAUGGAGAAGGUCCAGCGGCAUUCUGA